Messenger RNA from Brugia malayi, 1524 nucleotides. RefSeq names its product RNA binding protein, putative. Gene Ontology annotation, biological process: mRNA splice site recognition; regulation of alternative mRNA splicing, via spliceosome. The transcript has 10 exons. Bases 1 to 1524 code for a protein of 507 amino acids. Gene Ontology annotation, cellular component: cytoplasm; nucleus; ribonucleoprotein complex. NCBI's taxonomy places the organism in Eukaryota, Metazoa, Nematoda, Chromadorea, Rhabditida, Onchocercidae. The record is from RefSeq and is a predicted model, not a curated record. Gene Ontology annotation, molecular function: mRNA binding.
AUGGUACAUCAUCAACAGCAAAAUAAAAAUAAACAACAACAAUCGGGAAGUAAAAUGAAUGGUGAUAGUAUGAUGAGUCGUUCGUCAUCUACCGAUAGUAAUGGUUUCCCGGUGAAAGAUGCUGACACUAUCAAACUUUUUGUUGGACAAAUUCCACGCAAUUUGGAAGAGAAAGAUUUGAGACAUUUGUUUGAAACUUUCGGCAAAAUUUAUGAAUUUACAAUUCUAAAAGAUAAAUACACGGGUUUACACAAAGGUUGUGCAUUCCUAACGUACUGCCAUCGUGACAGUGCCGUCAGAUGUCAAGCUGCCUUACACGAUCAGAAGACACUUCCAGGAAUGAACCGAGCAAUGCAGGUAAAACCGGCAGAUAAUGAAAGUCGUCCUGAAUCACCAAAAAAUGCUGAAGAGAGAAAGCUUUUUGUUGGAAUGUUAUCCAAACAACACAAUGAAGACGAUGUCCGUUCUUUAUUUGCUCCUUUUGGUGUCAUUGAUGAGGUGACCGUACUUCGAGGUGCUGAUGGUCUAUCAAAAGGAUGUGCAUUUGUUAAAUUUGCGACACAUUCACAAGCUGCUAUGGCAAUUAACGCUCUCCAUGGUAGUCAAACGAUGCCAGGUGCUUCCUCAUCAUUGGUCGUCAAAUUCGCUGAUACAGAAAAAGAGCGACAAUUACGCCGAAUGCAGCAAAUGGCUGCUCAAAUGGGUCUAUUAAAUCCGGUACUUGUUAAUCAAGCGGGCGUUUAUAAUACCGCAUAUCAACAGCUACUACAACAGCAAGCUACACUUGUAGCAGCGCAAACAGCUGCAGCUGCUUAUUUUCCGGUUGCUAUGGCACCACAAACAGCGCUAACAGCAGCAGGAUUAGCCGGAACAACAAAUCCGGCAACAUUCCUGACACAACAUCCGUUACAGCCACUCUCAGCACUUCCACUACAGCAAGCUAAUUCUGUUCAAGCAAUUUCCGCAUUAUCACAACCUUAUGCACCCGUUGAUUAUGCUGCAGCUGCAGCUGCAAGUGUUACACAAUAUGCACCUUCAAGCACUGCAGCAGCAGUAGCUGUUGAUUCGACAGCGUACACGCUACCAGCUAGCGGAACAUUACCUGCCGGAACAAUAUCUACGGUAACGCUGCCUUCCGCUUACAAUCCUUUGGUCAGUCUUGAACAGCAAGCAAAUCCAUACAAUCAAGCUUUGCAACAAGCAAUUGCCCUUCAGCAAGCAGCUAUUCUUUUUCCAGGAGCGCAAAAAGAAGUUUUGGGUCCAGAAGGAUGCAAUUUAUUCAUCUAUCAUUUACCGCAAGAAUUCGGUGAUGCUGAACUAAUGCAAAUGUUUAUGCCUUUUGGGCAUGUGAUAAGCGCUAAAGUUUUCAUUGAUAGGGCAACCAAUCAGAGUAAAUGCUUCGGUUUCGUCUCCUACGACAAUACCGCCUCAGCAAUGGCAGCAAUUCAGGCAAUGAAUGGCUUCCAAAUUGGCAUGAAACGACUCAAAGUGCAAUUGAAACGACCUAGAGAUAAACCGUACUGA